This is a messenger RNA of Venturia canescens, 10494 nucleotides long. It is a transcript of the gene sev, whose product is annotated as sevenless. Lineage: Eukaryota; Metazoa; Arthropoda; Insecta; Hymenoptera; Ichneumonidae. The transcript is spliced from 20 exons. Gene Ontology annotation, biological process: regulation of TOR signaling; positive regulation of kinase activity; protein phosphorylation. The record is from RefSeq and is a predicted model, not a curated record. Gene Ontology annotation, molecular function: ATP binding; transmembrane-ephrin receptor activity; protein binding. Gene Ontology annotation, cellular component: signaling receptor complex; dendrite; plasma membrane. The coding region runs from base 753 to 8579 and encodes 2608 amino acids.
ACUAACAGCUCCAACGUUGAGAGCCCCAUGUGCACCGUUCGAACAACACGCGACUCGUUGCGGUUGAAGCAGCCUCAAGCCUUUAUUGAAAAGUACUUUUGCUGGGGCGUUUAACGGGAAUUUUUAAAUGACGUUCGAUCUCGUGUCUUUCGAUGACUCGUGUUCAUUUUUGAGUGUCGAAUCGAGUCGGGGAUCGCGGUUAAUACAUUUUUCAUAUUGAGGCAAUGACGGAAUCACGGUUUUUGUAGGGAGGGACGUUUUCGUACGUCAAAUUAUUUUUGUUUUCAUUAAGAAAUACGGAAAGUUUGGGGAUGUCGAUCGUGGUCCACUCGGCUGUGACAGUGCUGAUUCGCUUCUCCGGUUUUGACCAGCGAGAACUGCCGGGAGGUUUUGAAAAGAUUUUGAACGAAUGACGAUUUGAGACCGGAUCUAUUUCCCAAGAUUUUUAAUGCUUUUAUCGACAAUCGUGCUUGUGUGCUUUCCGAUUGACAUGGAGAUCAUUGUGUGAGGUGUUCGUGCUGGAAGUGCAAGUGAAUUUUCGUUUGAUGGAUUUUCUCCUUGCUCUCGGGGACUUGAUUAUCGAGGGGUAUUUCACCGGUAGCGGAAAUCGAAUGCCCAUCGACGGAAGCACGAUGCAGAUCCUUCUGGUUACUAGAAGCUAAUCGAAGGGGAGGAACUCUCGCGAUUGUAUUGCUCCAGAGAAUCGCGUUGAGAGGAAAAAGCGGACUUUCGAGCGGGGCUUUUCGAAUAUUAUGUUAGCCACCAGACUAUGCUUUGUCACGACGUUGUUCGGGCUGGCGGGAAGCGUCGCUGCGCUUCUUCCCGAAGACCUCGAAGAACGAGGACACCGGAGUGGCAAUCUUCAAGGGGAGUGCUCGUCGCGAUGUCCCGAUCUCGAUCUCAAUCAAAACCGAACAGAUGACGCUAGUUCAGAAGUUGGAUGCGGAGUGCGCUGCAAGAUCGAUCAGUGUACCAAGGGUUGCGCAGCGUGGCAACAAGCGUUGGAAACGAGCUGUCAAGCAGUAUGCAAUGUUACCCAAGAACUUUUGCCUCCCAAAGAACUGUACUGUGUUCUUGGAUGUCACGACGCCCUCAACCGGUACUUUCAACAACUCAAAGCCGAAAUCGGGGUACCACCGGCCCCGGCUCUGGUCGCCGAUUCCCUGACGGCGACGUCCCUUCGUCUGGAGUGGACAGGAAUCGAUAUCGAGAAGAGGCACGCCGGUGGGGUGUCGUACCUGGUGCAAUGGAGAUACGAGGAACUCGCCGAGACGUGGCAGUACUGUCGGAACCAGUCGUGGGGCCAGGACGACCAAAUACUGGUCGAAAAUUUGCAACCGUACACAAAGUACCGAUUUCGAGUGGCGAUACUGUUGAAAUCAACGCAACACAACCCCGAACCAAUAGUGUCAGCGCCAAGCGUUGUUAUUCUGACAUUAGCAGCGGGGCGGCCAACGUCAGCACCGGUAAUUGUAAGGGCGGCUGCAGUCGAUAGCUGUCGGGUAUCUGUGUCUUGGGAACCAGGCCCGUUUCCCAAUGGUCCACUCGCCUCCUAUGUCCUGCAAUUACAAGGGGCAGAUUACUCCUUGCUUACUAAGGAUAUUCCAGCAUCGGAAAACACCGAUCAUUAUAUGUUUCAAAAUUUGGUACCGAACAAAAACUACACGAUAAGCGUCUCGAUGAGAAACGCUGAGGGGGCUGGACCACCAGCCGUCAUCUACAUAACUACACCUCCUGAACCUGCUGUAAAGGACAUGCAACAGCCGAUUUUGAUAUUGGGUGGCGAGCACGUGGUAACGAAGCAAGGAGCAGACAUGUUGGAUGAGCCACGAGUGGUUUGUCGAACAGCGGGUUCGAUUCGCGGAGUAGCGAUCCACGUGGCAUCGGCGCAGCUUUUUUUCUCCGAUUCAAUGGGUUUCGUGUAUCGCACCUCGAUAAUGGAAUCGUCGGAGCCAACGGUCGUGUUGAGCUCGAGUCAAGUGAAUUUCAAGCCCCUCAGCUUGUCCGUCGAUUGGUUGAACAUGCAUUUGUACGUGUUGGGCGAAGUGAAACACGCGACGACCGUCUGGCAAAUAGCGCGUUGUAACUUCGACGGAAAAGGCUUGACGGUCGCUAUGGCAGGUUUCCUAACGAGACCGUCACAUAUCGAGGUCGAUCCUUACAACGGUUAUCUCUUCUGGGUCACCCGGGGCGGACUGUACAGGCUCGAUCUGGCUGACAUAAGUAACGGCAUCAAACACGAAGUCCAACCGUAUCUCAUACUCGAAGAUGCACAUUUGGGUGCGUUCACCGUCGAUCAUACCAACUUCCGCCUACUCGUACCUGACCACACGAAAAAUACUGUCAUUUCGGUCUCCCUCGAUGGCCGCGAAAUCCUUGAUCUUCGCGCCAACACGCAACAACCGAAAUUCAAAAAUGUCGUGUCCCUCGCCAUGGCUAAUGGGUUGUUCUACUGGACCAACGGAGAAGAAGUUCUCACCGAGGGUUACCAUCCGGGACAAAAUCGAUAUUUUCACAACGCUUAUCCUGAUCGAUCGGACGUUUCGUUCGUCAGUGUGAACGUGCUGAUGGACGCGAGUCAGCCAGUUCCGGUUCCGGUGAACCCACCGACCGGUGUUCAGGCUGUGUUGGGGGCCGAAAGAGCCAAAGUAUCUUGGCAAGCACCGCACUUGUUGGGCGGCCAAGGCAAAGGAGCCUGGCAGAAUUGGUCCUACGAACUCGAGAUUAAGGACGAAUCCAGCGGCGAUGUUAUCCGUCAAACUGCGAUCGCUGGAUCCUCCCAUACCGUUCAUAAUUUACGCGAAAAGUCCGAGUACACGAUCAAAGCUGCGGCUUAUACGAGCGCCGGCAGAGGACCUUGGUCGACGGAAUUCCACGGACGAACUUUGAAGGAUGGUUCACACGCCUCGAUACUGUGGUCAGCUAACGAAGGAUUGUUGAGGAGUGACGUAACCGGCGAAAAUGUUGAGACUCUGAUUUACAAAGGAAGCCUCCGAGAUUCCGAGAGCGAAUAUUACAUCGUCGAUGUCAGUUGGUAUCAGGAUACUCUUUAUAUCGUCGGUAAUAAUUCAGCGUUGUACAGAUACAACAUGACGGAGCAUAGCAAAACGAGAUUGAACAUUAAUUCGGUCGGGAGCGUCGCCGUUGAUUGGAUAUCGAAGAAACUUUACUGGGCCAAUCCUAAGCAACAAAUAAUAACGAGAGCGAAUUUGAACGGAUCGCAGCAGGAACCAAUGUCGAUAUUAGCCAUCGUCAAAGAAUUGAUGAUCGACGCCCAAGCCGCGUAUUUGUACUGGUCGACCGGGCACGCUGUCGAAGUUGCUCGGCUGAAUGGCCAAGACAGAAGAUAUUAUCAUUCCGAUGAAAUUUUCAAUGGCAAACAAGUGAUGGGUCUGACGUUGGACACCGAGAAUCGAUACGUUUACUGGAUCGUGCGGAGCUACGAGAGUGGAUCGAUCGUUUAUCGGGCUCCGACUUCUGAGAGGAUACCGAUGAGCCAAAAAAUCGUACCGGAAAAGGUCUCAUCGCUCCAGCACCCAAAUAUGCAAGGCCCUUUGUGCUACUUUUCCGAGCACCUUUUGUGGCUGCAGGACGAUCGGAACACGGUCAUCGGCGAUUUGACUGGUCAAAAUACAGCCGUAAUCAACGGCAUUUCGUUAAUCGGUUUGCAUAUGGUCGCCAUAAUGGAUCCGGCGUUGCACCGGUAUCCGGAAAAUUUGACAGCGGAUACGAUAGCCGUUUUGCCGAAUGCGGUUAAAGUCGACAGCAUAAGAGUCGAGGGAACUUGGCGCAACUUCAACGUCUCGUGGGAUCCCGUAACCAAUACCAAUUAUGGGACUGUUUUUUACGAGGUCAAGUUCGCCGAUUAUAUCAACACCAAUUCAAACCCUGAAAUAACCACGGAAACGUCAAUGCCCUACAACAAUUCCGACCAAAUCUUGCCCUACUCGAUCCUCGAAGUCACCAUCAAAGCUUUUACCUAUUGGGGCACUUCUGGCCACUCUCGAACCAUGCUGACCUCACCACAAAGCGUGCCCAGUCAACCAACGAACGUUAGAAUCUUUGUCGAACACAAUCGAGAACCUUUGGGCGAAGAAAAUGAUUUGUUCGUCACAUUCAGAUGGGACUUGCCACAGUUCGUGAAUGGCUUGAUCCAAGGCUACGAGUUGAAGUGUUGGUCAAUGAUGAACGGUGUCGAGAUCCAGAUCUGCAACGACGUUAAGGUUGGUGCGGAAGUCGAGGAGUAUUCGGUGCAUCAGUUGAAGCCGAAUACGACGUAUUACUUGAAAGUUCGUGCAUUCACAAAAGUCGGUGCUGGACCAUACACGGAUGUGGUGAACGUUUCGACCGAUUACGAGAAUCCGGUGCCGCAGUUGUUGGUCGCUACGACAGACGCUGUGAGGAUGAUCGACCUCGAUCGGCGCUCGAACGAGACAAUAACACGACACAUCGUCGGCGAAGUCAGAUAUCUCGCGGUUGAGAACAAAUUAUUUUGGAUCAACGAGAUGCAGGAAGUCGUGACUUCCGAUAUGAAAGGAAAAAACGCCACGAAAAUACUGUCGCUCAAUGGCACGAGCUCGGGGUUAUGCCUCGAUUGGGUUUCCAGGAGUCUCUAUUGGAGCGAAUCGACGUCGAGAAAAAACGGGGCCAGUCGCAUCGUCAAACUUGACAUCACGGCUUGGGAAGCUGGCACACUCAUCUACGAACAAAUCAUCACGCGGACGAGGAGCAUCGUUAAUCUCGAAGUAUCUCCGUUGACCGGGGAGCUAUUUUGGAUCGAGUUAACGGAGGCUGACCGCGGAAUGAUAAUGCAUUCGGACCUGAACGGUGAGAAUGUGAAAAUAUUUUUCAACCACGACGAGGAUUGUUCGUGCUCGUACCGGCCGUCGUUGAAGCCGACGAUGACGAUCGACAGCACAGAUCCGAAGAGUCCGUUUGUGUACUGGAUAUCGUUGGAGGGAAAUUUGAACAUAGCGAGUAUCGACGGUUGCGAGUGCGACGUGGUUCUGACGCCGAGUUACGACCGCGGCUUGCCUCCGGUGUCGUUGACCGUGGACAAGAUGAACGUUUAUUGGUCGAGCGCGACCGGGGACGGGAUUUACUACGCGAACAAAUUGACGCCGAACGACGAAGACGUGAGAACGUUUUACCUCGGUAACCUGCGGAGCAUACGGGCAACGGGCAAGUCCCUGCAGCCUUACCCAAUGUCAGACUGCUUGAUCCCGCAUCAGGUUGACUACAAUUGCGAAGAAAUCGGUAAAACCGCUACGAGCAUAACGAUCAGACUGCCGAUGCCGGAGGCGAAUUACGAUUGUGAAAAUUACAAUUUGCCGAGUACACUGUACACGGUUUACGUGUCGCAGUGUCUCGAAAACGAUCCGAACAAAUGCAACAACAACGACAAGAUUCAGCUGCGAACGUACCGGAGAGAAAUGCUCGUGAAAAAUCUCAAACCAUUCACGAAGUACCGAUUUAAACUGGCCCUCAGCAACUAUUACAGCGACGCGGAAUCUCUGAGCCUCGAAUUCGGACCCGGAGUUGUGCUCAGAACAGCAGCCGGCGCUCCGACCACACCGGAAAACGUUACCGUUCGAGCUCUCACGCCUUAUUUAGCUGCCGUCAACUGGUUACCACCGAAACAGUUGAACGCAGCUGCUGUACGUUACGAAGUACAUUGGCGCUCCGUCCGCCUCGUUGACGGCGUCCGACAGAAGGGCGAACAGUUCAUCAAGAACGCCGAAAUACCUACCAACGGGCAAUUCACCGCGAUGCUUCAGCCCCUUUUACCCGGACAGGAUUAUCUCGUAUACGUCCGAGCUUAUCCGGCCCAUUUCAAUGACACUUACAGCGAAAGCAGUGAAAAAAUAGUCACCAUGUACCCCGAACCUGCCAAUCUCACUGUCACCGGCGUCACCGUAAAUGCCUUGAAUGUUUCGUGGAUACCCAAUCCGAAUUUGACGGUCAGCUACGUCCUCGAGUAUCGCAGUGCCCGAUUGGAUAAAUGGCAAAUCGCUAACGAUCGCUUCCUCAAUGCCAACAAAGUUGACUUCCGCAUCAAAGGACUCUUGUCCAAAACUUUUUAUACUUUUCGAUUGGUACUUCGGUAUCCGAAUUAUCAUCAAAAUUUCGUAUGGCCCACCGAUUCGAGAUUCAAUUUUGAGACGCUGGGCGACGUUCCAAGUCCACCAGGAACACCGGGUGUCACGAAGCUCCGAAACUCCGUUUACCAAUUGAAUUGGGAGCCGGCACUUGCCCACGGUUCUCAAAUAACAUUGUACAGGCUGGAGGGUAAAAUAAUUGACGAUACGAUCGACGAUUAUGAAAAGAACGAGACCAAAGGCUGGAACGUUUAUUACAACGGUACCGACAACUACUGGAUUAUAAUGGGCGAAAUGAAUCAAAAAUACAAAUUCCGUGUUCGGGCUAGAAACGCUUACGGUUUUGGUGAUUGGAGUAAGCCAAGUCCGUUGGUCGAUCUCACUGAUACGACUGGAACUUCAUUGGCUGGUCAACAACACCUCGGAUUAGUACUCGGCCUGAGUGUUCCUGUCAUCGCCAUAAUGUUGUUGUGCUUCUGUUAUUUUCUUUGCGCAGUUUACAAGCAGCGUAAAGAGGGCAAAAAGGCGGUAUUGCCACCCAUUAUGCCGGAUCUGGAAUUAGCAACGCUCCGAGAAAUUCCAAGGGGUAAUUUCGUGCAAUCGAAUGCUCUUUACGCUCCCUCGUUGCAGCACGAUCACGACGACUCGAUGUUGCCAAAGAUUCGAAGGGAGCACAUAACUUUGGCGAAAUUUUUAGGCAGCGGGGCUUUCGGCGAGGUAUUUCAAGGGAACGCCAAAGAUCUCGAGGGCCCAGGAAUAACGCCCGUAGCGAUAAAGACCCUUCGAAAAGGUGCCUCGGCCCAGGAGAAAACGGAAUUCCUUCAAGAAGCUCAAUUGAUGAGUCACUUUCGUCACAAGCACGUUCUAAGAUUGUUGGGUGUUUGUCUCGACACGGAUCCACCUUUGUUGGUUCUCGAGCUGAUGGAAGCCGGAGAUUUGUUGAGUUAUCUCAGAGCAAGUCGCUCGCUGCCACCGACCGAUUCUCGUGCACUUUUGCUCCAGGAUUUAUUAGCGAUGUGCGAAGACGUCGCCCGUGGCUGUCGCUACCUCGAGGAGCUCCACUUCGUUCACCGUGACUUGGCCUGUCGAAAUUGUCUCGUUUCGGCCAGAGAUCGCGAAAAUCGAGUCGUCAAAAUUGGCGAUUUUGGCCUCGCUCGAGAUAUUUACAAAAAUGAUUAUUACCGAAAGGAGGGUGAAGGAUUAUUACCGGUUCGAUGGAUGGCACCGGAAUCCCUAGUGGACGGUGUCUUCACGUCGCAGAGUGAUGUGUGGGCGUUCGGCGUUUUGAUGUGGGAAAUAACGUCCCUCGGCCAGCAGCCUUAUCCUGCAAGAACGAAUCUCGAAGUUCUUCAUCACGUUCGAGCGGGCGGUAGAUUAUCGAAACCCCUGAAUUGCCCUCCUCUUCUACAUCAGCUGAUGCUGAGGUGUUGGAGCACAGCUGAUACGAGACCGAGCUUUAAACUGUGCCUCGAGCAUAUUAUAUCGUUACGAGCCAACACGGAAGAUGCUGCACUCAGUCCUGUCCACGCCGGUCAUUAUCUCACGAGACGCGGCGUCUCUAACAUGGCUUACUUUGCUGACGAGAAUCAAAAUCAUAACAAUUCAGGAAAUUCAUGGAAAUCGAGUAGCUCCGAUGGAAGUCGCGACAUGCAGCCUCUGUUUCAAGACAGUGCGGCAGCGUUGCUGCGCUCAACCAACGUGCCAAAGUACCUCGAGGUGUUGGCCGACAACGUAUCGACCGAGAAUCACGCGGGCGAGUACGAGAUACCGAGAUCGAUACACAUGAGCGAGGAGGUAAUUGUGGAUGCCGAUCAGAGUGUAUCGCUGCCGGAGGAUGAGACGAGGAAAUCGAUGGAGCCUGAAAUCGAAUCGGAGACGAAAGUUGCCUUUGAAAAUGUUGGCGAGGACAGAAAAAACUCGUUGCAAGAAAGACUCUCGGUUACGAGUUUGAACAUUUCGGAGGGCAAGAAAGAAGCUUUGGACAACAUUGAGGAAAGGAAUAAGACGUUGGAUGGUAUGCGAGUCGGAAAAACGAGCGGCAAUACGAUUGGCAAAGAGUCUUCGUUGCUGCCGUUGAACGAGAGACGGAAAUUUGGCAACUCGACGAUCGCGAGGAGAACUUUGGACAACGGAUCGGAAACGAGCCUCGAGGGAAUGAGUUCCAUCGGCUCAUCGAUCGGCUCGUUGGCUUCCACUCGACCGAGUUCCUCGUUGAUUAAUUCCCAACAGAGUCUGAGCCUGAAAAAUAGCAACCCAACCGUGUCGAAUGGUGACACCGUUAACAACGAUGCCAACGUCACUAAAGUACCAAAACUGCAGGUCAAUCAUGCCACUUUACAAAAUAAUCGAGCCAAUAUCCCCUUGGUUAUAAAUCGUGUUCUGCUGAAUUUAUUAGGACCGUCCCAAACAAUCGAAGAUGGUGGUAAUGAGAUCGCGACAUACACGAAUCUCAACACCACCGACGUCGCUAGAGUGAACUGACGUUUCAGAGCUCGGAUUUAUUGUUUUUUUUUUUUUCUAUUGUUUUCCUCCGUGAUGGAAUAGUUUUUAUAAUUGCCGGAAACUGUGAAGUGUUGUAUCGAGUAAUCUUUAUGUGUCGACGACAUUUAGAAACAAGAAAAUCUCGAAACAGCAGUAAAGAUAGGUUCUCAAGGGAAAUUCAUAAAUUUUGAAGAACGCUGCACCGUUGCGAAGAAAAAUUGUUACUCGAAAGGCACAAUUAUUGUGAUCACUUCGGAACUCAAUUGCUCCCCAUUUUUCAUAUCAAUUGUUCGUCAUUAUUUUGUCACCGAAUAAUGGUUUAGGAUUAUUUUGAAAUUCCUACGCGUCCCUCUGCAUUCGCGAAAAAAGGGAGAAACAAAAAUAUGCCAUGGAAAUGUCUCAGUGAAGCGACCGACUGCCAUUUAUAAUCAUUAAUCUAUGAAUUCCUUGUACGCGUUUAAUAUCUCGCACAUGCUAAUGUAUUUAUUGACUUUAGAAUUUAAUGUUUUUGUCUCUUAAUUGCUCAGUUUUGUCGUAAUGUUAUAUAAAUUGUAUAGGAAACGUUCGACGAUUAUUUAGUCAUUCGAAUGGAAAGAACGUUUGAAAAAAAUGUUAGAUUUAAAACGAAUUACGAAAUUUCAUUUCGAUUCGUUUACAAAACACGUCGGGAUCGAACUAUUUUGAACUUUCAAUCGAAGGACCGAGUUCAAUAUUCGAAACGAGCAGUGUGAACAGUUUUGCAAAUUCGAUGCCUGAAUCACCGUCGAUCGCUUCGCGUAGGUAGAAGAUCUCGAGGAGGAAAAAAAUUCGUUAUUAUCGCAGUGAUGCGUGUAAAGAUUUUGUUAAGUUUUGUAUGUGAAUGUUGCUAUAUAUCGAACGAAGAGAAUUUCGGAAACGAUCGUCAAUUGGAACAUCACCAGAGCGAAACUUCUAACAAUUCACUAUUUUCGUGUUUAAAAAUUUAUGGAUUUUUUUGACGAAACAAGUGAAUAGAAAAUUGGCCAGAAAUUGUUACAAUUUUAUCAGAGGAGGGAUAUUUUUUCAAGCAGUUUUAUAUUGAAAAAAAAAUUGAAAUGACGAUUAAUUCAUACUCUAUAUAAAUACAUCGUUCUCCUAUUAGAUAAUGAUGAAAAAUUAUGAAUAGAACAUAAUUUAUAUACACAUUAAUACGUCGAAUCGAUAUAUCAUGAAAGAAAGUGUAAAUACCUUAAAAUUAAGACAUUUUAUCGCGCCUUACGAAAGACAUUCUUUCCCCCUUACAAAUUUAUCAUACGAAGUAUUAAAUAUCGUCUUCCUGGAGAGUGAAAACGAGUGAUUUCGUUCGUUUUUGAUUGUCAAGAGUCCAAGUACAGGUUCGCAAAGUUCUACGCAUGUGAAAGCAGUGUCAGUAAUCCGUUUCCUCAUUUCUUUAGUCUUCCCAUCAUCACGAAAAGAUGUUGAUAGUAUUUUUCAUUGAAAAUAUAUACAUCAAUGUAUAAUCAUGAAAUCGUUAACUGUAAAUAUGUAGAGGGUAUGACUAGUCGUUAAUUAAAGUGACAGCAACAAAUAUGAUUGAGAAAAGGGAGAAUUUCAGACAAUUUAUAUGCCUAAGUGGAAGUCCUGGUCGUGGACCAGCGAGCACAAUCACGGUGUCUUAAUUUAGGUCCGAUAAAAUUUAUGACAACUUUUUUUUCGGGAGUAGCAUCGUUUUUAAUGUUUGGACAAUCGAUGCAGAAUCUUCGAAACAAACGAAACAGUGUCAAUUAGAGCGCUCGUGAAUCUUGCAAACUGGACGAUCUGUUGUUAGUCUAAUAAAUGUUUAACUCAUGCCAUAAUAUAUAUAUGUAUAUAUUAUGACUAUCCAUGACUGUCUUAAAAGUGUAAAGACUCAUUUGUAAAUAAAAUUCGUAUGACUGGUGAGAAUAAGUUUACUAAA